Molecule: messenger RNA, 945 nt
Organism: Branchiostoma belcheri (Belcher's lancelet)
Lineage: Eukaryota; Metazoa; Chordata; Leptocardii; Amphioxiformes; Branchiostomatidae
Product: sepiapterin reductase-like
Exons: 5
Coding region: 1-810 (269 amino acids)
Biological process (GO): tetrahydrobiopterin biosynthetic process
Molecular function (GO): sepiapterin reductase (NADP+) activity
Source: RefSeq, a predicted model, not a curated record
AUGGCGUCAGCUGUGUUUGGACCGGCCACGUUCUGUGCCGUUACGGGAGGGAGCCGGGGGCUGGGCCGGAGCAUCGCCGUGCUGCUGGCGGGGCGACUGGGGCACGGCUCCCGCCUGGUUCUGACCGGCCGCUCGCUCCAGGGUCUACAGGAGACCAAACGGCAGGUGAAAGAGAAGUGCCGGAAAGAGCUGGAGGUGAAGUUGGUGACGGGAGACAUGGAAGACUCCACCGCGUACCACGCGCACUUCUGCGACAUCUUUGCAGACGCCAAGCAAGGUGAUUUCAACAGCGCCUUGAUGAUCCACAACGCGGCAACCACAGGUGACGCGACCAAGAAGGCGUCGGAACAUUCGGACCCGCAGAUUCUGACCAAAUACUAUGACACCAACCUAACGUCAGUCAUCGCUCUGACGUCCAAGUUCAUGAAGGUCUUCCCCAGCGCAGCUGUCAGACGGACCGUGGUUAACAUAACUUCUGACUCAGCCAUCUACCCUCUGGCGAACCACUCCCUGUACUGCAGUGGCAAGGCGGCCAGAAACAUGUUCUUCAAGGUGAUGGCGGAGGAGGACCCGGAUGUACGUGUGCUGAGCUACUCUCCGGGUGCGCUGGACACAGACAUGUUACAGGCGGUCAGGUCGUGCGGAAACAAAGGCGUGGAGGACCUAAUAAACUCCAUCGAGUCUUCCGGAAUGAUCCUGAACCCAGCCGACUCCGCGGAGCACCUGCUCAACCUGCUGCAGGAGGACAAGUUUCAGUCCGGCGACUUUCUCGACAUCUGCAACUUUGACUAUCCAUGCUAUCCAACUUAAAUUAUAUUUGUGAAUGAACAGCCAACCUUGCGGGUACAUUUUGUUGACUUAUACGGUUAUCAAAAUAGAUUGUAAAUUAUUAUCAUUUGUGGUAGAAAUGAGGAAGUUUUAGAAAAAGAACCUCUUUCCAAACGG